UCGCUUCCCCGGAGGUCCCUCCCUGUUCCCGGCAGAGCCUCCUCCCGGUCCUCUUGCAGCUGCUCGGGUGGCCGCCGUUUUCGGGACACUGGAAGGAGGAUUGGUCCCAGGGUGUGGCCUAAAUUCAGAUGGUGCAGGGGGAGUGGUCUCCCGGUACCAGUAGUCCUACUGCACUAAUAGGAUAGUGGAUGUUCUUUUCUGGCAUGCUAAAUCUUUACCAUCCACUGUUUUUCUUACACGUACCUCACAUGCCAAUUCAGACUAACCAUGUCUACCUAAUACUCAACAACUACAUAUAUCUAAUAAUGGUCUACCUUAGAAAGCACCACUCUAGAUGGUGAUAGGCCUUCACGACUGGUGAAGAGAAAUGGAAAAGUUGGGACAAGGAAAGCAGGAAAGUGAAAUGGCAGUUUUAGAAAGAAGAGGCUGACAAGGAGGCACAGGAUACGUUUCCAAGCAGGGAGAGACCAGAGAUAAGACUUUUGCAUGUGACAGAAGUAGGCCACCGUAUCUGGGAAGUACAGUCUACAUUUGGAAACACGAAAGAGGGUAUAAACGUUCAAAGACCCACCCGGGGACCUGGAAGAUGGCCUUUUCCAUGGGUGCUGGAGCAGCAUCUUCCAGUGAAAAAUCAGCGACUGACUUUGUUAAAAGCUUUAACCGCCAAAUUCCCAUUAAUCACAGUGACUUCACAAUUUUAGAAAGUCAGGAGAGUCGGCUGUACGCAGUACUGCUGGCUAAGUUUGGCUGUCUCUCCACCCUGAUUGCUCCAGCCCUGCAAGGGAACAGCCAGCCUCUGGCUCAGGAAGUCUUCAGAAAAAGGCUGAUCCCUGGACUAGAAUUGUCUGUCUGGAAGGAUGACCUCACCAGACAUGCUGUUGAUGCUGUGGUGAAUGCAGCCAAUGAAUUCCUUGUACAUGGGGGCGGCCUGGCCGGGGCCCUGGUGAGAGCUGGUGGCCAUGAAAUCCAAGUGGAGAGCACAGCAACUGUGGCCGCCCGUGGUAGAAUACCGUCCGGUGAGAUAGCCAUCACUGGAGCAGGACGGCUUCCCUGCAACCUGAUUAUCCAUGCUGUUGGGCCUCAGUGGCAGGCAACGGACCCACAGGGAUGUAUCCAUAAACUGAAAUGUGCUAUUUUCAACAUUUUGCACUUUGUGAGCUAUGAAAAGAGCAUUAAGACAGUUGCAAUUCCAGCCCUGAGCUCUGGAAUUUUCCAGUUUCCUCUGGAUUUGUGUACAGAGACUAUUUUAGAAACUAUUGCGUGUUAUCUUCAUGAGAACCAAAUGGUUGGUAAUUUGAAAGAAAUUCACCUGGUAAGCAACGAGGACCCUACUGUGGCUUCCUUUAAAACUGCUUCAGAAGCCUUCCUAGGGAAGAAUGAGCUGGGUGCCUGGAUGAGUCAAGAAACCACUCCUCCUGUCAAUAUUCUAACAGUCCAGGGCCUGACUCUGCAGAUCGUCCUGGGCCGCAUUGAACAGCAGAUGACAGAGGUGAUUGUUAAUUCUGUAAACCCUUACGACCUAAGAGGUGGACCUUUGUCAACGUCAAUUCUACAAAAAGCAGGAAACGAACUAGAAUGGGAACUUACUGAACAACUAGGUAAACCGACUUCGGAUUCCCAAUCUGUACUGGUCACGAAAGGAUUUGAAUUGUCCUGUCAAAAUGUAUUCCAUAUACUGUGGGAUCCAAAAUACCGACAUUUGACAUUGAAAAAAGCAGUAAACGAAUGCUUGGAAAAAUGCCUUGAGUUAAAUAUAACUUCCAUUUCCUUUCCUGCCCUUGGGACUGGAAACAUUGGUAUGCCGAAGAAUACAGUGGCAGAGAUUAUGUUUGCUGAAGUUUUAAAGUUUGCCAAAGACCAUUCAAAAAAAAAACUAACUGUGAAGUUUGUGAUCUUUCCAGGGGAUCUGGGGACAUAUACGGCUUUUAGUGCUGAAAUGGCAAAGAAUUCCAAGAUGCUGAGUCUCAACAAUCACAGUGUCUCCCACCAGUGCCCCAGAGAAGAACAAAGAGAAAAUGGACUUAAAAAUGAAUGCCCUAGAAUCGAUCUUAGGGGACUCAACCUGGAAGAGAAUUACGAGGCUGAGGCAUGGAUCCGAAAGAUACUGACCUCCCAGGACCAGCACGUCAUUGAAAAUAAUCACAUUCUGUACCUUGGGAAAAAAGAGCAUGAUUUUUUGUCUGAUCUUCAAACAACCUCAAGUGUGUCCAUCUCAGAAGUUAUCAGUGUGGAAAAGGCAAAGUUGGAGAUUAAAGGAGCCCAGGAUGCCUGCAUCGAGGUGGUUCUGAACAUUGAACAUAUGCUGUGUGACGUUCAGGAGGAAAUCGCAAGAAAAAAGGAGCAAAGCCUUAGGAGUUUCUCAGGACAAAGGACUGACCAGCAAGGAAAACCCCAAGAUGAAAUGAAAGAAGUAGGGAUUCUGUUUCUGCGAUUCCAAGCAAUUGUAACACAAGAACUUCAGGAUCAAAGGAAACAGUUUGAAAAAUACGGCUUGCAGGUGAUAAAGGUGGAAGAGAUAGACAACAAGGUUCUUAUGCAUGCCUUCCAGAGAAAGAAGAAAAUGAUGGAAGAGAGAACGCACAGGGAGCCUGUGAGCCACAGGCUGUUUCAGCAAGUCCCUCGUCAGUUCUGCAAUGUGGUUUGCAGAGUCGGCUUUCAGAGACUGUACUCUGUGCCCUGCGACCCAAAAUAUGGAGCUGGAAUAUACUUCACCAGGAACCUCAAAAAGCUAGCAGACAAGGCCAAGAAAACCUCUGCCACCGAUAAGCUGAUCUAUGUGUUUGAGGCUGAAGUACUUGUAGGCUCCUUCUGCCAGGGUCAUCCAUUACAUAUUGUCCCUCCACCACUGAGUCCAGGAGCCAUAGGUGCUUAUGACAGUGUGGUUGACAAUAUGUCCAGCCCUGAAACCUUUGUUAUUUUUAGUAGCACACAGGCUAUGCCUCAGUAUUUGUGGACGUGCACCCAGGAUCCUGUAUGGUCAAAGGAGUAUUCAUCAGAACCAGGAGCAUUUAACAGCAGCCUUUUGAAAUUCCCAGGAGGCAGUUCUGUUGACUAAUCCUGAUAUCAUUUGGUCUUGCUGUGGGGAAAACAACUAAGUCAUAAUCACCAAUGACUCAAACAGUGGUUUGAAUACAGCAGAUAGGUUGUCUGUUUAGAUUAGCUGGGUUAUUGGAAGGACCAGCCAUUUGUAGGAUCUUAGUGCCUUCACCUUUGUCUUUAUUUCUUGGGUCUAGGGUGGACAGACACCAACAGACUGUUCCUUUUCCUUGUCAUUAUUCUUUCAUCUCUUUUACUAUAUGUAACAGCAAAAAUUUUACAUGUAAUGAAAUUUUUCCAGAAUAUAAUCCACAUCAUUUAUUUUCUAAAAUUAUGAUGAUAUAUAAUAUUAUGACAGCAGAAUGUGUUUUAGAUUUUCUAGAGAAUUUUAUAAAGUGCUUUAAAUAUCAAAAUAAAUUACCUUUGAGUACCUGG
This is a messenger RNA of Chinchilla lanigera (long-tailed chinchilla), 3471 nucleotides long. It is a transcript of the gene Parp9, whose product is annotated as poly (ADP-ribose) polymerase family, member 9. Gene Ontology annotation, cellular component: nucleus; cytoplasm. Gene Ontology annotation, molecular function: NAD+ poly-ADP-ribosyltransferase activity; transcription corepressor activity; ubiquitin-like protein ligase binding. The record is from RefSeq and is a predicted model, not a curated record. The coding region runs from base 587 to 3055 and encodes 822 amino acids. Gene Ontology annotation, biological process: positive regulation of type II interferon-mediated signaling pathway; negative regulation of gene expression. Lineage: Eukaryota; Metazoa; Chordata; Mammalia; Rodentia; Chinchillidae. The transcript has 12 exons.